AUUAAGCUUUUGCUCCAUUCGACUCAUCUUUGAGGAAAAUGUCAAAUUAAGCUAUGUAGAAAAUCAUUCGUCCCUCCAAAUUCGCAGUAAAACCCCUAUAAGCAAUGCUCUAGCCAUCUCAUUUAGACAUCGAUGGUCCGACCUGGAAUAGUAUCGAUAAGGUGACGCUUGCAACCGCGUGGAGGCGGCGUUUUCGUUGUUGUGUCAAAACAAUAAGCGAGCAGCAGAACACCCACCCAUCCAGCUAGCAAAGAUAAAGGCGAAAAAGGCUAGGCCAGCAGAGAUUGGGAUUCACCUUGCCACCCACCAGUCCAGUACAUACCCGCGCUCGCUAACAUCCGAUCCCCGCUAAAACAACACAGAAACGCCAACGCACACACACAUACACACAGACGCAGCGGCAAUGAAAAUCACAGUGACGACCAGCGAUGACAAGGUCUUCUGCUUGGACGUGGCCCAGGAUCUGGAGUUGGAGAAUCUCAAGGCCCUCUGCGCGAUGGAGAUCGGUGCGGAAGUGGCCCAAAUAGCGGUCAUUUUCAACGGGCGGGAGCUUUCCAGCGACAAACAGACGCUGCAACAGUGCGGCGUCGGCGACGGCGACUUCAUCAUGCUGGAACGACGCAGGAGCGGCAAUCGCUCAGCGGGCGGAAAUCCAGCGAUCAGCACGCUGGACUUCAGCAACAUCGCCGUGCCGGGCACUAGUUCCGGCGGCAGUCCACCAUCGAGGCGGGUGCAGCAGCAGGGAGUGCAGCAGCCGCAGUUCAACAACCUCACGGACAUACCCACGACCGAUGAGUUCAAUGUGAACUUCGACGACGACCCAGAGACGGUGCGACAGAUGUUCCUGUCCAGUCCCGAGACGCUGUCGCUCCUCCGGCAGUACAAUCCCAGCCUGGCGGAGGCCAUCGAUUCCGGCGACAGGGAAAAGUUCGCUCGGCUGCUCCGCGAGCAUAUUACGGAGCGAAAGCGUCGUAACGAGCAUCGCAUGCGAAUGCUAAACGCCGAUCCCUUCGAUGAGGAGACCCAACGUCUGAUUGCCGAGGAGAUCAAGCAGAAGAAUAUCCAGGAUAACAUGGCAGCUGCCAUUGAAUACAAUCCGGAGAUCUUUGGCACGGUUACAAUGCUCUAUAUCAACUGCAAAGUGAAUGGCAUUCCUGUGAAGGCCUUUGUGGACUCUGGCGCCCAGACGACGAUCAUGAGCAAGGACUGCGCCGAGAGAUGCCACGUCAACCGGCUGAUUGACACGCGCUGGAACGGUGUGGCCAAGGGUGUUGGUACACAGCCCAUUCUGGGCAGGAUACACAUGGUCCAGUUGCAGAUUGAGAACGAUCACUUAACGUCCAGCUUCACCGUGCUGGGCCAGCAGCCCAUGGACAUGUUGCUGGGUCUGGACAUGCUGAAGCGACAUCAGUGCCUGAUUGACUUGCAGCGUAAUUUAUUGAUUAUUGGCACCACGGGAACAACGACACCCUUUCUGCCGGAAAGUGAGCUGCCGGUCAGCGCCCGGCUGACAGGAAACUCGGAGGAUUCGAUGGAACAGGAGGCAAUUUCCAAUGCAAUCGAGCAAAGCAAACGGGAGAGCGGUGGCGCCGGUGGCGGACCCAACACGAUCAGUCCGCAAGAACGAUUCACCGAACAGGAUGUCACUGAUCUCAUGGCCCUUGGCUAUCCUCGCAGCGAUGUGCUUACCGUGCUGCGCCUGUGCGGCGGUAACAAGCAGGCGGCCAGGUCCGUGCUGCUCCACCGCAACGAUGCCGCCUCGGGGAGCGAACUCAGCUGAACGCGGCUAGACGCACAGCCCACACCACCACCUAAAGCCGAACUCCCCAUAGCCAGAAACCGGAUUGCAAUAGGAUGAUGAACAGACUGGACCCCACUAACUGGAAGCCGUUCCAACGAAAUACUCCGAGCAAUACCAAAAAAUACGCCACGCCACGCCACAUAUAAAAUCAAGUAGGAAAUAGUAAGGACUAUACACAACCACAAAGCAUGAAUACCGAAACGAAAACCUUUCUAAUUUAGUGAAAUGUUUAUAAACUGAUGUCACUUUUUUUAUACGAAUCGUUUGUUACGAUGUACAAUAUCUAAUUAGGGUGCUACGCAGCACCGGGACAUUUUUAAAGCAGAGGUGGGUUGGUUUUUUCUAGAAAAAAUAGUAAGCGAUAUAAUCUUAAAUUUGAUAAAUGAAAAUCUGGACGGUGAUGGAAACAAGCCGCAUCAACGAAAGCAUGAAACAAGUAAAUACAAAAGAAAAACGAAAACGAAAGAAUGCCUGACUAUUAAAUAAUAGUACACUUAUACACAAUUUGAACUAGUAUUAAGGGUCUGUCAAGAAAAACUGAAUUGGGUUCAAUAAUAAACGGUCGAUAGUAUUGUUUUGGAUUUGAAAAGAAAA
Messenger RNA from Drosophila simulans, 2395 nucleotides. It is a transcript of the gene rngo, whose product is annotated as protein DDI1 homolog 2. Bases 404 to 1780 code for a protein of 458 amino acids. The transcript has 4 exons. Lineage: Eukaryota; Metazoa; Arthropoda; Insecta; Diptera; Drosophilidae. Gene Ontology annotation, molecular function: protein binding; aspartic-type endopeptidase activity. The record is from RefSeq and is a predicted model, not a curated record. Gene Ontology annotation, biological process: proteolysis.